Lathyrus sativus (Indian pea) is the source of this 1407-nucleotide messenger RNA. The record is from the annotation of a GenBank genome assembly. Lineage: Eukaryota; Viridiplantae; Streptophyta; Magnoliopsida; Fabales; Fabaceae.
AUGAGGAAGAAAAGGAAAGGAAGUGAGACUGAUGCUGCAUCUAGGAAUCUGGGGGGUGUUAUUUUGCCUUUGAAUCAUGGUUCUGUUGAGUCGGCGAAUUUGAAGUCUCAUUACUCGUUGGAAGAUUGUUGUAGGUUGAAGAAAAGGUGCAAGGAAGAUGCUGGUACUGAGCCGGCUGGUUCUUUUAAGAGUAGGCUUGCUGGCAUUGCUACUGCGCCGCCAUUUGGGACGUCGUCUUUGCUUACACCGAGUAGGGGUUUAAAGCGGAAGAUAGGUUGUAUUGAUGUUGCUACUCAGAUGGGAAGGAAGAAGAAGAUUGAGGAUGAUUAUGUUUCCGGUGAAUCGAUCGGGCAAGGAAAAUUUGGAUCGGUUUAUCUGUGUUGGUCUAGGGCUAGUGGAGCAGAAUAUGCAUGUAAGACUUUGAAGAAGGGAGAGGAGACGGUUCAUCGGGAGGUUGAGAUAAUGCAACACUUGUCUGGACAUUCUGGGGUUGUGACACUGCAAGCAGUUUACGAAGAAGAGGAAUCCUUUCAUCUUGUGAUGGAAUUGUGCUCUGGGGGACGACUGAUUGAUCAAAUGGUUAAGGAUGGACCUUAUUCAGAACAGCGGGCUGCUAACAUACUCAAGGAAGUGAUGUUAGUCAUCAAGUAUUGUCAUGACAUGGGGGUUGUGCACAGAGAUAUCAAACCUGAGAAUAUUCUGCUUACCAAAUCAGGAAAGUUAAAGCUUGCUGAUUUUGGACUCGCCAUGAGAAUUUCGGAAGGCCAAAACUUGACUGGAUUGGCUGGAAGCCCUGCAUAUGUUGCCCCCGAAGUAAUAUCAGGCAAAUACUCUGAGAAGGUUGAUAUAUGGAGUGCUGGAGUGCUCCUGCAUGCUCUGUUGAUUGGCUGCCUUCCAUUUCAGGGAGAUUCAUUGGAAGCUGUUUUUGAGGCUAUUAAGACUGUCAAAUUAGAUUUCCAAGCAGGGAUGUGGGAAUCAAUAUCUAAACCUGCACGUGAUCUUAUUGGGAGAAUGCUGUCAAGGGAUACCUCGACCAGGAUAUCAGCUGAUGAAGUACUUCGGCAUCCAUGGAUUUUGUUCUACACUGCCCAAUCCUUGACGAUGCUGCCCAUCAAAGCAAAAUUGAAGAAUCAAACUGGUGGCGCUUGCAGACGGCUUAUCGCCGCACCAGAACCUAGGUUAGGAGGAAACUUGAUAGAUAAUGGCUCACUUAGUGAGCUCUUAACCUCUGAAAGUUGCAAUUCAGAUGAUCAGGAUGAAUGUGCGUUGAUUGAUGCACUUGCCACUGCAAUUUCCCAUGUGAGGAUAUCUGAACCAAAGAGGAGCAGGUUGUGUAGUCCGACUGGCCCCAUAGUUCAGCAAGGUUCAUCUAACAUGAAGGCUAACAACCUUUGUAAAGCAUUUUGA